This is a messenger RNA of Aureobasidium namibiae CBS 147.97, 876 nucleotides long. Its product is annotated as ClpP/crotonase. The transcript is spliced from 2 exons. Gene Ontology annotation, molecular function: enoyl-CoA hydratase activity. Gene Ontology annotation, cellular component: mitochondrion. The coding region runs from base 1 to 876 and encodes 291 amino acids. Gene Ontology annotation, biological process: fatty acid beta-oxidation. NCBI's taxonomy places the organism in Eukaryota, Fungi, Ascomycota, Dothideomycetes, Dothideales, Saccotheciaceae. The record is from RefSeq and is a predicted model, not a curated record.
AUGCAAAGCCUACGAGUUGCCAGACCAUUUCCUUCUCGCUUUGUGAAGACGGUUGCUCCACGUAUACAACGCCCGUACUCUACACCCUCAGCCGAGCACAACUAUGAGCACAUUCAACUCAGCACUCCCCGACCUGGUGUCGCCCUGAUCACCCUCAACAGACCCAAAGCCCUCAACGCUCUCUUCUCCCCUCUAAUCGAUGAACUCAACACCUGCACAUCCGCUCUCGACAAAGACUCCUCUAUCGCCGCCAUCGUCCUCACCGGUUCCCCUAAAGCCUUCGCCGCCGGCGCCGACAUCAAAGAGAUGGCCCCCAAGACCUUCUCCGACGCCUACGGUUCCGACUUCAUUGAAUCCUGGUCCAACCUCACUCACAUCAAGAAACCCGUCAUUGGAGCUGUAAACGGAUAUGCAUUGGGAGGUGGCUGUGAGUUGGCUAUGAUGUGCGAUAUCUUGUACGCAUCCAAGAGCGCUACUUUUGGUCAGCCCGAGAUCAAGCUGGGGAUUAUUCCUGGCGCUGGAGGCACGCAGAGACUCACCCGUGCGGUGGGCAAGGCAAAAGCUAUGGAGAUCAUUCUCACUGGCGACAACUUCUCGGGCGAGAAAGCUGAGCAGUGGGGUUUGGUGGCCAAGUGCUUUGAUACUGCAGAGGCUUGUGUCGAAGGUGCGUUGAACACUGCAGCAAAGAUUGCUGGAUACUCCAAGAUUGCGGUCAAGGCUUGCAAAGAGGCGGUUAACAAGAGUCAGGAUUUGGGUAUCAGGGAGGGUGUCGAGUAUGAGAGACGACUCUUCCAUGGACUUUUCGGAAGCCAGGAUCAAAAGAUUGGCAUGAAUGCUUUUGCUAACAAGAAGAAGGCUGAGUGGACACAUUCAUAG